AUGAGGGAGUCAGAGACCAUCAAACAGUACUCUAAUAGGAUAAUGGCCAUAAUCAACAACAUUAGGCUCUUUGAUGAUGAUUUUAGUGAGAGCAGAGUUGUUGAAAAGGUUAUUGCAACUCUUCUUGAAAAAUUUAAGUCAAAGAUCUCUUCAUUGGAGGACUCGAGGGAUUUAUCAACCAUCUCAUUGUCUGAGUUGGUGAAUUCCCUAUAUGCACUUGAGCAAAAGAGGCCCAAUAGGCAGGAAGAGCAUCCUGAAGGAGCUUUCCAAGCAAAGGCCAAAGAAGGCUCAAGUUCUAGCCAAAAAGGGAAGAAACCUUGGGUCAAUAGAAGGGAAAAAUCAAGGAGAGAUGCAAGGAAGAAGAGGUUUCCACCAUGCAUUCACUGGAAGGAACAAGCUCAGCAGCAAAUGCAAGCUCAGGCUGCUGAGGAUCUUCAAGUUCAAAAGGGCAUAUUUUUACAGCCUCCUGUUUUGCAACCUCAAGCAAUGAUUGGUAAUGGAAACCUGAUUGAAGCCAAAGGUAGGGGUAAUAUGGUGAUCAAUACACAAUCAGGUAACAAAGUGAUUUUUGAUGUGCUUUUUGUGCCUGACAUAAAUCAGAAUCUACUUAGUGUUGGUCAGCUUGUAGAAAAAGGUUACUUACUUGCUUUUAAGAAUGGCUCAUGCAUUGUUGAAGAUUCUUAUGGUUAG
Molecule: messenger RNA, 690 nt
Organism: Gossypium arboreum
Lineage: Eukaryota; Viridiplantae; Streptophyta; Magnoliopsida; Malvales; Malvaceae
Exons: 3
Coding region: 1-690 (229 amino acids)
Source: RefSeq, a predicted model, not a curated record